Truncatella angustata is the source of this 1092-nucleotide messenger RNA. RefSeq lists its product as uncharacterized. The transcript is spliced from 3 exons. NCBI's taxonomy places the organism in Eukaryota, Fungi, Ascomycota, Sordariomycetes, Amphisphaeriales, Sporocadaceae. The coding region runs from base 1 to 1092 and encodes 363 amino acids. The record is from RefSeq and is a predicted model, not a curated record.
AUGACACGCAAAUUACCGUGGAGAGAUGGCACCAGCGCCAAAACCUCACGCAUGCCCCCUGCCCGCGACAGUGCAACGCCCACAGUCAGGAAGCGUGCGAAUGCCGAGAUUAUGAACUCUGAUGCAGGGAGUAAGGACUCUGCAUCACCCCGCGCCUCUGAGCCAAAGGUCCAAGGAUCACUUUUGAAACGCUGUAGAUUGGAUUCCAAACCGCUGGAACCUCUAGAGGAAAGCUUCAUGGUGGAGGGCCUUGAUGGAGACGAUGUUUAUCGCAUGGUUGAGGACGAAUUCUAUCUUACCGCUACCAAGUUCACUGCUCACCUGCAUGCUGCAGAGUAUCAAAGACUGCAGGAAGAAGCCAAGUUGCAGAAUGCAGCAACUAUCAGGAACAUAUCUCGUCCUGUCGUAGGCAGGAUGACAGACCUGGUCAAGAAAAAGCAGCAGCGUGUAUCCCGACUUCAGCGACAAAAGACUGUUUUGAAUGGCUUCGCUGGUGUGGUUGAUGGUGACGACGCCGCCGGUACCAACCCUACUACACUUUUUGGCCUGAUGGAGAGUCCUCGGAAGAAGAUCCCACGGCUAGACCACUUCGUAUACGGAGAUGCAAAAAGCGCUUCGAAGGGCCGAUUGGCGCAUCAAAGCUCUAUGCGAUCUUCCCAUUUGGGAUCAUCUCCAACGCACCAACGUACAUCUCACAACACCAUGGCGCGAAACAUUCAGAAGUCAACACACCUCGAAAGUGAUGAUGAGGAUUUGGAUGGUCCUGGACAGCGCAGUUCACCUAUACCCUUCAGGAAACAUGCAAUAACGAACUCCUCUCGACCCACUGCGCAUUCCAAGGCGUACAAAGCACCAGAGCCAGCCGAAACGACUCGACAGACACCUUCAACUGCAACAAAUGCACGACCAUCAUCACUGGUGAUGCAACAGGUCAAAACAGCAGUGCAAUCUUCAGACGAUGAUUCAGACGAGGCUUUGUUUGGGUUUCAAAAGCGUGCCAAAAGUCGCGCACAACAGAAAAGAGUUACGCCCAAAAACAACAACGAGAAUCGGUCAAGGCCAAUUCAAGAUUUUAUUCCCGGAUUCCUAUGA